Zychaea mexicana is the source of this 1164-nucleotide messenger RNA. Its product is annotated as Snf7-domain-containing protein. Gene Ontology annotation, cellular component: multivesicular body; ESCRT III complex. Bases 1 to 1164 code for a protein of 387 amino acids. Lineage: Eukaryota; Fungi; Mucoromycota; Mucoromycetes; Mucorales; Lichtheimiaceae. The transcript has 4 exons. Gene Ontology annotation, biological process: late endosome to vacuole transport via multivesicular body sorting pathway; vesicle budding from membrane. The record is from RefSeq and is a predicted model, not a curated record.
AUGCAGAAAUCUCAAUACUGGCUGCUUCCAGCAUCGUAUCACCAUGAUAAGCAUAAUUAUGUAGUCCUACCCACCGUCAAAGAAAUUGCAAAGGGGAUCUUGCAAUCCUAUGUCGAUGAGCCAGCAUCCAAUUCGUCGAGUGCACUGAUGACGUUCAGCGACUUUCGCGCUCGUUAUGGCACGGAUGGUGAACGGACACUGACGGAUGAUGAUAUCUGGUUAUUGCUGCAGUACAUGAGCUCAGAACUGGGCGUGGCUGUCGCGGAUGAUGUGCAAGGUUACGGUAAAUCCCAUGUGGCCAUCAAAUUCCCAUAUAAAGCACAAAUAGGCACGCCAUCAGCGGUUAUCGAUCAGCAAGACCGCGCUAUCAUUAGUAUCAGAACAACAUGUGAUGCAUUACAUUCGCAAGUCGAGGAACUGCAACAGAAAGCAGAAGAAUACACUGCGUCAGCCAAAGUACACUAUGCCGAAGGUCGCAAGUCUCAGGCCAUGUACGCUUUUAAAAAAAAGAAACAUUUGUUGGAAAUACUCGAUCGUCGGUUACGGUCGGUGGAGACGAUGGAAACGUUGCUUAUGAAGAUUGAAGCUUCUCAAAAUGACCUGCAGAUCGUUCGAGCAUUUAAUAUUGGCGCCGAUGCACUACGGAAUAUGGUGUCGGACCAAGACUUAUCAGUCGAAGCUGUGGAUGAAGCGCUGUUCAAUGUUCAACAAGCGUUCCAAGACCACAAGGAAGUAGAAGAAGCCAUUAUGGGCGGCGUGGAUCAAGCGAGUCGUGUACAUAUCGCGGAUGAUGAAGAAGAAUUGGAAAAGGAGUUGGCCGAGUUAGAGCAGCAGGAAAGGCGACAACAGGAACAAGUAGAGCAGCAACGAAAAGAACGAGAAAUGCAACAACAAGAACAAGAACAGCAACGCCGUGAUGUACUUGAUAUAUCAAGUUCUCCACCACCACGGCAGCUUACACAUUCCGCACCACCACCAUCACCCUCAGAUUCCGAGUUGGCGAGAAUCCAUUAUUUGUUUGGCAAACUCAAAAAGGCACAACCACCACCGUCAAAGUUACCAUCAGCAGCAGCAGCAGUUCCGACAACAACGCGGGACCGUCGUCAGCAGCAGGAACAUCAGCAUCAGCAGGAGCGGGAACCAGAACCGGAACCGGCGAUCUAA